Molecule: messenger RNA, 369 nt
Organism: Naegleria lovaniensis
Lineage: Eukaryota; Heterolobosea; Eutetramitea; Acrasida; Naegleriidae
Exons: 1
Coding region: 1-369 (122 amino acids)
Source: RefSeq, a predicted model, not a curated record
AUGAGAAAGUGUCACUACACAUCCAAUCAUGACCAACCUAUUUCACAAGAAACCGAGUUCAGAAGACAUUUUGGAGCGAAAGAACAAAAAGAUUUGCGAUAUACUGUAGAGUUUUCAAGAAAUUCAAGCCAGGUAGUCAUGGGCUAUGACACGGAAGAGGACAAGAAGGAAAAGUACAAGACAACGUACAAGAAUUACAUUCAUGAAUCUGCCAGUUCCAUCAACCACAAUAUUGAGAAGGCAAAACAAGAACGAACUAGACGUGAUGCAACCACAGAAUUCAUGAGAAAGAGUUCUGUCGAGCUUGGAACAGAAAAGCAUCCUCCUCUUUCGACCACUCAGAUCGACUUUCGUCCAGUGAAAUUUUAG